AUGUCAAAGGAAGAUAACCAACCGGCUCCUAUGCCUAAGAAGAUUGAGGUCGAAGACAGCUAUUUGAAAAGAGUUGCUAGACCUUUAAGACAUGUUAAAUUUAUUCCAACCAAGGCUUUAGUAUUUCAAACAAAGACUGGUCCAGUUGAUUUCACCUAUGAAAAUAAAAUAAAGACUCCAAUUGGUUCCAGUAAAUUGGUUGUCGACGUUAGAUACGUUGGUUUAAACCCUGUAGAUUUAAUGAUAAAAAAUGGUUAUAACCAACAGGGUUUCUAUGGUGAAAUCGGUCUAGGUAGAGAAUAUUUUGGUGUUAUUUCAGAUAUUGGUUCAAAGCUAGAAUCCGAUAACCGUUGGAAGAUCGGUGACGAAGUAAUGGGUAUCUACUAUCACCCUCACAUCGGUUAUGGUUCUUUACAAACUUCUAUUUUGGUGGAUCCAAAACAAGACCCAUUGGUAUUAAAACCAGAAAAUGUCACCAUGCCAGAAGCUGGUGGUUCAUUAUUUUGUUUAGCUUCUGCUUUUGAAAUAUUAGAGAAGCUAAACUCUUUAAAGAAAUUAACUCCAAAUGCUAAUAUCUUGAUCAAUGGUGGUACUUCCUCUGUUGGUUUAUUUGCUUUGCAAUUAUUGAAGAAUUAUUAUCACAUCGUAUCGAAAGUUACUAUCGUCACGUCUGGUACUGGUCCAAAAGUUAUAAAACAACACAUGCCAGGUUUUGAAAAAGAUUUCAUAUUCAUUGAUUAUUUAGCUUGUCGAGGCAAAGCUUCUAAACCAUUACUAAAAUUACUAGAAGAUAAUACAUACACAUACUUCGACGAAGAAAACGGUACAGAAUCAAUUGAAAAUUAUUCACAAGGUAAAUACGAUAUAGUAUUAGAUUUCAUCGGUGGUUACGAUAUCUUAUCUCAAUCACAAUCCUUAAUCCAUUCCGGUGGCCAUUACGUUACUACUGUAGGUGACUAUGUUGCUGACUACAAAACAGAUGUUUUUGAACAUUGGGAUAACCCAAGUGCAAGUGCAAGAAAAAUGUUUGGUAACAUCCUGUGGUCUUACAAUUAUACCCAUUAUAAAUUUGAUCCAAAUGGUAAAACUGAAUUAAUUGAAAAAUGUGCUGAAUUGUUGGGUAAAAGAUACGUCAAAUGUAUAGUGGAUAAUGUGUAUGACUGGAAAGAUUAUAAAGAAGCUUUCAAUUAUAUGAAACUUCAACGUGCACAAGGUAAAUUGAUUUUAAAAGUCGAAAAAUUCUAA
Vanderwaltozyma polyspora DSM 70294 is the source of this 1245-nucleotide messenger RNA. RefSeq names its product Ast1p (gene AST1). The transcript has a single exon. The record is from RefSeq and is a predicted model, not a curated record. Gene Ontology annotation, molecular function: oxidoreductase activity. Bases 1 to 1245 code for a protein of 414 amino acids. Lineage: Eukaryota; Fungi; Ascomycota; Saccharomycetes; Saccharomycetales; Saccharomycetaceae.